Messenger RNA from Anthostomella pinea, 555 nucleotides. NCBI's taxonomy places the organism in Eukaryota, Fungi, Ascomycota, Sordariomycetes, Xylariales, Xylariaceae. The record is from the annotation of a GenBank genome assembly.
AUGGCCGCCGACAUCAGAGAACCACAACCGGGCAGUGGGCAGCCUCCACGGAAGCUGCCUCCGGGCGUGGUAUUGGAUAAGGAUGGGAAGCCCUCCAAGGCCUCAUUCAUGUCACUGGCACACAAGCAGGCGAAGCCAUCCUCCAAGGCGAGCGCCGGGGCAGCGACAGCCGCAGCUACAGCCGCCGCCGCGACGGCAUCUCUCCAACCUGCCAACGACUGUCCAGCCGACGUAGAGACGCUCGGUCGGAGCACCUGGACGCUACUACACUCCAUCGCCGCGACAUACCCGAAAGCCCCGAGCCACACCCAGCAGUCGAAUCUCAAGAGCUUCAUGGGCCUGUUCUCCAGGCUGUACCCCUGCUGGGUGUGCGCCGAGGACUUCGAGUCCUACAUGGAGAAGGAGAAGAUCCGAGUCGGCAGCCGAGACGAGUUUGGCAAAUGGUUGUGCGAGGCGCAUAAUGCUGUCAACACGAAACUGGGCAAGGACACCUUUGACUGCUCCAAGUGGGAGGAGAGGUGGCGGACAGGAUGGAAAGACGGUCGAUGCAACUGA